This is a messenger RNA of Scedosporium apiospermum, 2712 nucleotides long. RefSeq lists its product as uncharacterized. The transcript has 6 exons. Bases 1 to 2712 code for a protein of 903 amino acids. Lineage: Eukaryota; Fungi; Ascomycota; Sordariomycetes; Microascales; Microascaceae. The record is from RefSeq and is a predicted model, not a curated record.
AUGAUGCCUCGGAAGCGGCUGAGGCCAAAUCCGCCCUCUGCCUCAUCCACCGCCUCGUCCAGCUCCAAAUCGCCGCCGAAUGCCGAGAACCAACCAAGCUCGAUCCCGGAAUCUUCCAACGUAUCACAGGCCUCACAACACGAGAUGCCACCACCGCCUCCUCAAACCCAGAAGUCGACAGGGAGAGACAUCCCUGGGGCUGCCCAGAACUUAAGUAAACAGGUUCACAAAACUCGCAGUUGGUAUGGAUCAUGGCCACGAGUGCCCAAAUCUGCCCCGUCGACACAAGUUGCAAGAGAGAAUAUCCUUGGAGGAACCAUGAAAGCCGGAAGCACGCCCGAUUUUACGCGAUUCGAAACCGGACGGACGCCGACUUCGAGUCUUCACCGAUCUCCCUCCAGUGCAUCACUCGCCCCGUCCCAGCGCACCAUCACUAAGGCCCAAGAGACUUCGGAGACUGCCCAAGAGACUACAUCACAAGAGGACGUACCGAGCCGAACCGAUAGUAAAAUGGAUCUUGAAGAAGAUGACCAGAUUCACUCGAACGAACCUACAGUAGUCGCAGACGCGCCAUCGGCGCCCGACAACGAAGAACCCAACGCUACGAACGAAUCUAAACCCGAUAUCUUGAUUUCUCACUCGCAUUCCACAUCGUCUGGUUGGUUCACGUGGUUUGGUCGGUCGCCGGCACCUCCUUCCGAGUUACCACCUCAAGAAGCCACAGAAAUCACAGAGACAGCGAACGCGGAUGAGAGCGAUGUAAAAGAGGAAGAACAGCAAGGGUCGGAACAACCCGCAGACUCUACUCCUAUAGAGACUUCUGAACAGACUGGAGAGGUUCAGUCUGCCGACACCACUUUGGACCAAACUACUACGUCCACCAGCUACUGGUUCGGAUUCUGGUCAUCUUCAACCACCAUAUGGACGGGACCUACGCCCGAGGUUUUCCCCGCCACAGCAAGGGCACCUGUGGAGGAAGCUCCGGUGCCUCCAGCCUCCGAAGAUGUCGUCAUGACCGACGCAACGCCUCCGGAUUCCAAAGGUGACGAGGCAGGUCCAAAGGCGGAGCCUGAGCCGGUGAAGCCGCCCUCGGCAGGGUCGACGUGGGCGUUUUGGUCGCGAAACGGCCGCGCAAAAUCCCGAGGUACCACAAGUCAACCGGCGGAAGUGGGUGAGCUAGCUGUUAUUGGCGAAGGUUCUGAAUCGCAACCUCAGCCCGCGACCACUUCUGAGCUUGGCCAGCCGAAGCCAUCAGACGCUGCCGAGUCGAAAAAAAAGGUGGCAACACCCGCUACCCCUCGAGCAAAGAAUAAGAGGAACCGCCCGCAGUCGAUGGAUAUUGAUGUAGCCCCCAUCACCCCGACGACACCAGGCCCUCAGGACGGAAAGCCGACAAAGGGUGCCAAACAGGCAGCCGUAGCCACCGAUCAGGCCACACCUCCGUCUGCCACAACCCCCGCGAAGACUCCCUCGCAAGCCAAGGAGCCAUCUAUCGCUCCUCUCCCUCCGAACCUCCUACUUCCAUCCUUCCGGAGCACGUACAGUAUGAAAGGCAAUCCGUCAAUCAUGCGGCAGAUUACCGACUUCCUCCUACGGACAAGGCAACCCCCAGCAAACCACGUUUAUCGGGUAAAAGAGCCACCAAGGAUCAAGAAGGCGAUAUCGAUCGGGGUUCAUGGGCUGUUUCCGGCAGCCUAUCUGAAGGCUAUUAUCGGCCAGCCAACGGGAACGUCGAUUCGCUUUGCGAACCUUGGCGCGGAGGCCAUCCGGCGAUGGGCAGAGGCAAACGGGCAGUCGGAUUGUGUCAUCGAGACGGUGGCGCUCGAGGGUGAAGGGAAGAUUGCUGACCGGGUGAGCAAUCUGUGGACGCUGUUGCUCAACUGGAUUGACCAUCUACGAAACGCCGACUUGGUUAUCGUUGCAUGUCAUUCUCAGGGCGUUCCUGUAAGCAUCAUAUUGCUUGCGAAGCUCAUAGACUUGGGAAUUAUUAAGAAUGCCAAGAUUGGCGUCUGUGCCAUGGCCGGCGUCACUUUGGGACCAUUCCCUGAUUACAAGUCCAGCAUGGGCAUGUUUAUGGGUGCAGCAGCUGAGUUGUGGGAGCUUGCCAACCCAGCAAGUGAAGUAUCCCAGCGAUACGAGACGGCCUUGAAGGAGGUUCUGGAGUACGGAGUCCGAAUUACCUUUAUCGGCAGCAUAGAUGAUCAAUUGGUUCCUAUGGAGUCUGCUGUCUGCUCCCCUGCCGACCACCCAUACAUCUACAGAGCAGUCUUCAUCGACGGUCGUAUUCACGCACCUGACUUCAUUGCGCACCUUGUUGGAUUCGCUUUGAAGCUGAGGAACCUUGGCGUAUCAGACCACGGUCUUAUCCGUGAACUCUCCAUCCCACUAGCGGGAAGCUUGUACGGCGGCGAAGGUCACUCGCGUCUCUACUAUGACGACCAAGUUUACGACCUCGCCGUCUCCCACGCCCUCGAAACGACCGAUGUAGCAGCAAAUACUGCCUGCUGCGUACAUAAACACGGCGCACUCGCCUCUCCUAACCCUUACCUCCUCCCCUGGGUCAUGCGCGGCCUUCUCGAAGAAGACUUCGUCAAGACGGAACUUUCAUCCGAGACCGAGCAGUUGCUUAGACAAUUCGAUGACUGGAAACCCACGACGAAGGCCCUCAAGGACGUAAAGUACAGACUAGAGGCCGUACGGUCAAAGCUAUGA